Molecule: messenger RNA, 228 nt
Organism: Knipowitschia caucasica
Lineage: Eukaryota; Metazoa; Chordata; Actinopteri; Gobiiformes; Gobiidae
Source: the annotation of a GenBank genome assembly
AUGCUCGACGUCGACCUGCUCACGUUCAUGAACGAUCGAGAUUUCAUACCUCUGCAAAUGAGCGAGAUUCGGACGAUUGCCCAACAGUUGCAGGUGGCUUUAGACGCCCUCAAAGGUGAAGGCAUCCUGCACUGUGACAUCAAAUCAGACAACAUGAUGUUCACUGACCUGGAGCAGUGGUUCCCAAAGUGGGGGUGCCAACCUCCACUUUGGGAAUUAUUUAAAUAA